Molecule: messenger RNA, 2628 nt
Organism: Colletotrichum higginsianum IMI 349063
Lineage: Eukaryota; Fungi; Ascomycota; Sordariomycetes; Glomerellales; Glomerellaceae
Product: Sterol glucosyltransferase
Exons: 7
Coding region: 1-2628 (875 amino acids)
Biological process (GO): carbohydrate metabolic process
Molecular function (GO): UDP-glycosyltransferase activity; hexosyltransferase activity
Source: RefSeq, a predicted model, not a curated record
AUGUCGAAGCGCGACACGGUCCGGAUGGUGGAAGACGACACAGUACCGCAGGACUACCUCCCAUCCUACGAGACGGCAAUAAACGAGGGACUGCAACAACACAGAGACAGCGUCAGAAGCGAUGGUAGAGUCGACGUGAACCUCGACUCGCGGCUCGCGACGACGCUCGCCCGCUUCAUCCCCGACUUCAAAGACACGGCCGAGCUCGCACAGGCCGCGGCGGCCCAGGGCCCUCCCCCCGAAUACUUCGAGGCGGCCGAACGCUUCGCCGAGAAGAAGACGUUCCCCGUCAGGCUCAACAUCGUCAUCCAGGUCGUCGGCAGCCGCGGCGACGUGCAGCCCUUCAUCGCCCUCGGCAACGAGCUGCAGACGUACGGCCACCGCGUGCGGCUGGCCACGCACGACGUCUUUGACGACUUCGUGCGCAAGUCCAACCUCGAGUUCUACCCCAUCGGCGGCGACCCCUCGGAGCUGAUGGCCUACAUGGUCAAGAACCCGGGGCUCAUCCCGAGCCUCAAGAGCCUCAAGGGCGGCGACAUCCAGAAGAAGCGCAAGAUGGUCAAGGAGAUGCUCGAGGGGUGCUGGAGGUCGUGCGUCGAGCCCGACCCGCGGACGGGCGCGCCCUUUGUCGCCGACGCCAUCAUCGCGAACCCGCCGAGCUUCGCCCACGUCCACUGCGCCCAGGCCCUGGGCGUGCCGCUGCACCUCAUGUUCACGAUGCCCUGGAGCAGCACGAGGGCGUUCCCGCACCCGCUGGCGAACCUGCAGUUCGGGGACAAGGGGGUCGUCGACCAGAUGACGGCCAACUUUGUAUCGUACAGCAUCGUCGAGUGGCUGACAUGGCAAGGUCUGGGAGAUGUCAUCAACGACUGGCGCAAGACGAUCGACCUCGAGGAAGUGCCGUUUUCCGAGGGCCCGGUGCUCGCAGAAUCACAGAAAAUUCCCUUCACCUACUGCUGGUCCCCGGCGCUGGUGCCCAAGCCGAUCGACUGGCCCGCAUAUAUCGACGUGUGCGGCUUCUUCUUCCGGGAACCGCCCCAAUACACGCCGCCUGCGGAGCUGGCCAACUUCCUCAAGAACGGACCGACCCCCAUCUACAUCGGCUUCGGCAGUAUCGUCAUCGACCACCCCGAGGAGAUGACCAAGAUCCUGAUCGAGGCCGUCCGCGCCACGGGCGUCCGCGCCAUCAUAUCCAAGGGAUGGAGCAACCUGGGCGGCAUAGAGUCGGACGACGUGCUGUUCCUUGGGGACUGCCCACACGAAUGGCUGUUCGCCAACGUCGCGGCCGUCUUUCACCACGGCGGCGCGGGAACGACGGCGUGUGGGCUCCUCAACGGCCGGCCGACAACCAUCGUGCCCUUCUUCGGAGACCAACCGUUCUGGGGCGACAUGGUGGCCAUCGCAGGCGCCGGGCCGAAGCCGAUCCCGCACAAGAAGCUCAACGCGCAGAACCUCGCCGACGCCAUCCGGUUCUGCCUGACCCCGGAGGCGGCGGCGGCGGCCAGCGAGGUGGCGGCCAAGAUGCGGACGGAGAACGGCGUGGCCACGGCGGCCAAGUCGUUCCACGCCAACCUGCCCCUCGACAUCCUGCCGUGCGACAUCUUCCCGGACCAGCCGGCCGCGUGGGACUUCAAGAGGGGCAAGAAACACCUGAGGCUGUCGAAGCGGGCGGCGGGCGUCCUCCUCGACCACCUCAAGAUCGACAAGAAGAACAUGUCUUUGCACGAGACGAGAACGUACUUUAUCGAGAACCGACGAUGGGAUCCCGUGACGGGCACGGCUUCGUCCCUGAUGGGCGUCGGGCUCGGCAUGGCCAAGGGCGCCUCGGACAUCGUCGUCAAGCCGAUCCAGGUGUACCACAAACGAUCCAAGCUGAAGUCGGCCGAGAUGGAGGACGUGGACGUCGCGCGGAGCAGCGCCAGCAGCGACGCCCCGACGCCGCCGCCGCGAUCGCCGAGCCUCGCGCCCCCGAGAUCCGACGUCCUCGAGCGUCCGCGGAGCGCCGGCAGGGGCUGCGGCAGCACGACGGGCGCGGCGAUGAAGGCCUCGGCCUCGGGCCUCGGCACCUUCUUCAAGUCGUACGGCAAGUUCUACCUCGACGUGCCGCUGGCCGUCACCGAGGGCCUCCGCGCGGCGCCCAAGCUCUACGGCGAGAAGGUCGAGGACCACGCGCCCAUCAAGGACUGGAAGUCCGGGGCCAUGGUCGGCGGCAAGAACUUCGUCACGGGAGUCGGCGGCGGGUUCACGGACCUGUUCUACCAGCCGUACAAGGGCGGCCGGGACGGCGGCGCGGCGGGCGCGGCGAUGGGGGUCGGCAAGGGCGUGAUGAACAUGGUGACCAAGACGGCUUCCGGAACCCUCGGCAUCGUCGCGUACCCCGUCCAGGGCGCCUACCAGAGCAUCCGGACGGCGGUCAAGUCCAAGACGCGGAACGGCAUCGCCGCCGCCCGGCGGGAGGAGGGCGAGUACCUCGUGCGUAACGCGCCGGUCGACGUCGAGACGGUGCUGCGGAAGUUCGACGACAUGUGCCGCGCGAGUGAGGCGGGCCAGGCAAAGGCCCAAGGGAACGGCUUUUUUGAUUUCGGGAGGAAGAGCAAGGACAGAGAUACCCAGGGGACUCCUUAUUAG